UACUCUAAACUCAAUUUCUUUCCCUUCCUAUUCCCCAAGACGACCAAACCAACAAAACUUAGACUUUCAAAAAAAUAAUACUUCAAACCUCGGUUUGAAUUCCAACAUCAACAUCAUCACAAGCUCACAACACGCUAACGUCACUCCUUUCGUUUCCCACCGCUCUUUUUAUUCCCCCUCUCAUUCCUUCUUCCAAACCCAAUUUUUUUAAUUAUCUUUUCUCAACAUCCACCAAUUCCCUAACCCUCAUUCGUUCAUUUCUUUUCUCCCUCAAAAAACCAAAACCCAAACCCUCUUAUCUUCUUUCUACCCUUCACGUCUUAAUCAAAUCCACCUCUUAUUUCUCGCCGUUUUCCCCUCCUCAUUAUUUUCCAGCUAUCGCUUUGUUUUUAUAUUACCCAUAACACUUUUCUUUCUCUUAUCAUGCCAAACCCUCUGAUUUGGGGUUUUUCUGCAGCGAUGAACAUGCUUUUUACUCCUAUGUGGCUAGUGUUUUUCUUAGGGGUUAUCGUUGGUUGGUUAUGGAAACCAAAUUGGGCUACUUCAUUGGCUAAGUCUUUUGAUUUUGCUUCACCUUUUUCUUGUUCUCCUGUCUUCUCCCCUUUGAAAUUCUAUUCUUCUUCUUCUUCUCCUUUUCUUAAUUCUUCUAUUACAAUGCAAACUCCAAACCCUGAUUCUUUGGGUAUUAAGAAAGACAUGAAUAAAAAAGCUUCAUCUUCUUCAACACCCACCAAAUAUGAUAGUUCCUCCGGUACACCGGAUUCUAGUGAAGAUGCUUCGAAUGGUGUUACGAUUGAUGAUUUACAUCAUUUAUAUAAGCUUGUGGAGGAGAAAGAUGGAGGUCUUCCUUGGAUACAUAUGAUGGAUCGGUCUACUCCGACUUUGAGAUACCAGGCGUGGCGUAGAGAACCAAAGGAUGGACCUCCCCAAUAUCGAAGCAGUACUAUUUUUGAGGAUGCAACACCUGAGAUAGUGAGGGAUUUAUUCUGGGACGAUCAGUUUCGACCUAAGUGGGAUGAUAUGCUUAUUAACUCGACGACAUUAGAAGAGUGCCCUACUACUGGAACAAUGAAAGUGCAUUGGGUUCGAAAGUUCCCCUUCUUCUGUAAAGACAGAGACUAUGUUAUCGGACGAAGAAUAUGGGAAUGUGGGAGGUCAUACUAUUGUGUUACAAAGGGGGUAGAUUGUCCUUCAAUCCCAAGACAAGACAAACCCAGACGUGUCGAUGUGUAUUACUCUAGCUGGUGCAUUCGAGCAGUUGAAUCAAAGAGAGGUAAUGGUCAAUUGACUGCAUGUGAAGUUUUACUCUUCCAUCAUGAAGAAAUGGGAAUUCCAUGGGAGCUUGCAAAGCUUGGAGUAAGAAAAGGUAUGUGGGGAACGGUACAGAAGGUUGAGCCUGGUUUGCGUGCUUAUCAAGAAGCAAAAGCUUCUGGAGCUCCACUCUCUCGUUCCGCCUUCAUGGCCAGUGUCAACACAAAAAUAAGUCCGGAGUACUUGCAAUCCAUCGGAUCCUCUGACGAUUCAUCACAAAUCGACAGUGCAAUCACUUCUGACAAACCAAAGGGCGUGAACGUACCGAAGAUGCUAGUCAUUGGCGGUGCUGUUGCUCUUGCUUGUAGUCUUGAUAAGGGGUUGUUGACCAAGUAUCUUUUAUUUGGUGUUGCUAGAAGAUUUGCUAAUAUGGGUAAAAGAUAGUAGAACUAAAGGUGGAACCAAUCUCUUGAAGGGAUUCAGGUGUGUUGCAGUCACAAAUCCAUGCAGUCAGAGAUCACUCGGUGCAGAAAGAAAGUAUUAGCUGUCACUGCUGUGCUGAUUGUGUGGGAUUUGUGACUCUUGAAGCCAUUGUUUUGGAUAUUCCACAUUAUCCGUUAUAGUUUCCUUCUUAUUAUCACCUAUAAAUUAGGAGGCUCUUUUUUGGGUAAAUAAUCUAUAAAAAAAUAAAAUCCAGGGGAAAUGAGAAAAUCUCGGCUUGUUGAUUUGGGAGAAAGGCUAGUUGAUAAUUUUUCAAAACUUUUUAUUUAUUUCUUAGACCAUGAGAGUUGGUGAAGACCACAGAAUUUGUAAACUUUGUAUGGUUGUAUAAACUUCUUAGCAAUAAAGAAUAAAGAUAAUCUAUUUUUAUCA
Lathyrus oleraceus (garden pea) is the source of this 2124-nucleotide messenger RNA. RefSeq lists its product as uncharacterized. The coding region runs from base 424 to 1695 and encodes 423 amino acids. The record is from RefSeq and is a predicted model, not a curated record. Gene Ontology annotation, molecular function: lipid binding. Lineage: Eukaryota; Viridiplantae; Streptophyta; Magnoliopsida; Fabales; Fabaceae. The transcript is spliced from 6 exons.